This is a messenger RNA of Miniopterus natalensis, 625 nucleotides long. RefSeq names its product regulator of G protein signaling 5 (gene RGS5). The record is from RefSeq and is a predicted model, not a curated record. Lineage: Eukaryota; Metazoa; Chordata; Mammalia; Chiroptera; Miniopteridae.
UUCGUUAGCAAAGACUCACCCUGCUAAGACUGUGCUCACAGCUGAAGAGUCAGUUGCCAAUAUGUGCAAAGGACUUGCAGCCCUGCCCCACUCCUGCCUGGAAAGGGCCAAGGAGAUUAAGAUCAAGUUGGGAACUCUCCUCCAGAAGCCAGACUCGGCUAUCGACCUUGUCAUCCCAUAUAAUGAGAAGCCGGAGAAGCCGGAGAAGCCGGAGAAGCCAGCCAAGACCCAGAAGCCUUCUCUGGAGGAGGCCCUGCAGUGGCGUGACUCCCUGGACAAGCUCCUGCAGAACAACUAUGGACUCGCCAGCUUCAAAAGUUUCCUGAAGUCUGAAUUCAGUGAGGAGAACCUGGAGUUCUGGAUCGCCUGCGAGGACUUCAAGAAGACCAAGUCCCCUGCCAAGAUGGCUGAGAAGGCAAAGAAGAUUUAUGAAGAAUUCAUCCAGACUGAGGCUCCCAAAGAGGUGAACAUCGACCACUUCACGAAGGACAUCACCGUGAAGAACCUGGUGGAGCCCUCGCUGAGCAGCUUUGACGUGGCCCAGAAAAGAAUCCACGCCCUGAUGGAGAAAGAUUCGCUGCCCCGCUACGUGCGCUCCGAGUUCUACCAGGAGCUCAUGAAGUAG